Heterostelium album PN500 is the source of this 2967-nucleotide messenger RNA. Its product is annotated as ankyrin repeat-containing protein. The coding region runs from base 1 to 2967 and encodes 988 amino acids. The record is from RefSeq and is a predicted model, not a curated record. NCBI's taxonomy places the organism in Eukaryota, Evosea, Eumycetozoa, Acytosteliales, Acytosteliaceae. The transcript is spliced from 11 exons. Gene Ontology annotation, molecular function: protein binding.
AUGGGAAACUUAUUAUCACUCUUCAGAUCUUCAUAUUUCAAUCAAGACGAUUUUACAAUGACUGGUUUAGAAUCAUUCCCAUCCAAUGUAGUCAGCAAGAGUAUCGCCAACCAUGCCUAUCUAAUGAUAUAUACUUCAGCAUCAGACUCUGAUACAACAUUAGUUGGACACUUUGCCGUGGUUUUAGAUAUCAAUGGAGAGACCACCGAUACCGACAACCCCAAAGGUCUAAUGAUCCACAUGGUGCUAGUGGAGAAAGGAAUAUCUCAAAAUGUGUGCUGUGUAGCAAAUAGAUAUAACAAGCAACAACCAUCCUCUACCCUCAAUAGAGUAGUUCAUCUUGGAAAGGUAUCAAGAGAAAUGGAAAAUCCAUUUGAAUGGAGAGUUUGGGCAUUGAACGUCUUUUCGAGUUUCAUCAAGGACAAUUGCAAUGUUUGUGCACAAAGAUCAUAUAACAAUAGUAAUAAUAGUAAUAGUACAGUUGAUAAUAAUGAAUCAUUUGUUGUAAUAAAAGCAAAGAAUAAUGCUGAAAAUAAAGAAGUAAAGAUUACACAGAUAUUGAGUAGUAAUAGUAAUAGUAAUAGUAAUAAUAAUGAUAGUACUACUACAAUUGCAUCACCUUCACCUUCUUCAACUUCACCUAAUAUCAUUAGCAGUAGUACAGAAUUUCAACAAUUAUUAGAUGCCAUCAAAUUCGAUAGAAUCGACGCGCUCGAUCGUCUCAUUCAAAAGAAUCGUGAUCUUCUUGUGCAAACCGAUGACGUUGGUCGUACUCCACUCUACAUAGCGAUAGAGGAUCACUGUUCUCUAGAGAUAAAGAGCAUUCUAAUACAAUACUCUGAUAUAGAUAAACUUAAUACAUUGUUAACUAUCAAUAGUCCAACAACUGUUGUCAACAACAACAACAACAAUACAACACCUGCAGCUACAACAACACCAGCUACAGCAACAUCAACAACAACAACAACAGUAGUUAGUUUAGAAAGUUAUCAAUUCCCAGCAAGCCAAGAGAAUGUAUUACAUUGUGCUGUUAGAAACGGUGAUUCGGAGUUGGUUACAUUGCUACUGGCAAAGUCACCAGAUUUGAAAGAUUCGGUGGAUUCACUGAAGCGAUCUCCGGUGAUAUUAGCAGCGGCCAACGGAAGGAUGGAGUGUAUCCGACUGCUCAUUCUGAAUAGUGCCGAUGUCAACAAAGUCGAUUACAACAACAAGACAGCGCUGCACUUGGCCAUCGAUUUGAAUCACUCUGACAUUGCAAGUACCAUUGUAAACAACAACGGUGACCACACCGUUCUCUUUCAUUACCGUCCGCACCGCGCCCAAGUCAACGACAUCAUCGAGAUCGGUCACGGCAAGGAGAAUGUCAUGGAUAUCAUCCCGAAGCUCGACCGAUACGGCAGGAUCAUCGACAAUGAGAAUCCCAACCAAUUCGACGUACACGAGAGGAAGCGUGUCGAGUUGGAGUUGUCGCGUGCUCAGAAGUGGUGUAUCAUGAUGAAGCGAUGGCUACCCGAUGGCAAGCGACCGAGCAAAGUCAAGGAGAGAACUAUCAAGGGAAUACCAGACCGUGUUCGUUCGCAGGCUUGGCGACUGCUCUCACAGUCGGAUAUACAACUCCAGAAACAACCGAAACUCUUCAAAGACCUGAUAGAGACACCUUCCAAGUCGGAACAAUGUAUCUAUCUCGAUGUGAAUCGUGCGUCGCGUGACUACAUCUUCUUCCGUGAGAAAUAUGGAUAUGGUCAAGUGGCGUUGUUCGACGUUCUCAAAGCGUACUCACUCUUUGACCAAGACAUUGGAUACACACAAGGAAUGAGUUCAAUCGCUGCACUUCUUGUUAUGUAUUUACCAGAAGAAGAAGCAUUCUGGACAUUUGAAAGAUUGAUGAAUAAAGAGGAGUAUGCAAUGAGAAAUCUAUUCGUUCCAGGUUUGAUAAAGUUACACGAAAUGAUAUAUGUAUUUGAUAAUCUAAUAGCAAAGUAUUAUCCUGCACUUUCAAAUCAUCCAUUAAUAUUGAUAAUUGUUUAUUACAAACUACAGAAUGAAAUCAAUUUAGGAUCAGUGUUAUUCGCAACAAAAUGGUUUAUAACAGGAUUUUUAGAUUCAUUACCAUUUUAUUUGAUAUUGAGAAUUUGGGAUUUGAUAUUUAGUUUAGGUUUUAAUAUAGUAUAUUCAGUCGCUCUUACUUUACUUAGAAUUCUUGAGAAACAACUAGUUGGUAAAACAUUGGAAGAAUGUUUCAAUACUUUCCAACAUAUGUCGGAAAUGAAUAUCAAUGAUGAUUUGUUUGUUACCAAUGUCAUGAAUAGAAUAUACCAAAUGAAUAACCCAAUAGAACAAGCUCUGAAAUCAAAGAAAGAAUACUUGGAUGGUACACCAGAGGAUCGUAUCAAAAUGAUUGCCAAGGUGAAUGACUCACCAAAGUUGUUCACUCUCAACUACUUAGCAUCAAAAGGUUUGCCUUUCGAUGAAUUACUUUUAGAAGUGUUGACAGAACCAUCUAUUGAAAAAACAAAUAGUAAAAAGAAAAUGGAUAGAAAAGAUCUUAAAAGAAAAAGUACAUCUUCAAAACUUAGAUCUCAUUCAGAUGAGAAACACCAAAUAGAAAAGAAACAAAAGUCAAACCAUGAUGAAGAGAUUGUCGAUAAUGUGACAGAGAUAUCUGCUACGUUAAAUCAUGGAGAAAGUCAAGGAGUUUCCGAAUAUCAGAGUGAAUCCAAUGGUAUCGCUCUUGAAACUCCUGAGGAGUACAAACUAUCUGGAAUAACUAAAGUAAAGAAUCGUGCUGAACCAACCUAUGAUAUACUACCGAAAACACUGAGAUACAUGGAUAUUGAUAAUUGGAGUAUCAAUGCGGGAUUGGCAAUGGUGAAACUACUUACUCCACGCUUCGAAGCUUUACUUAGAGAUAAAUCUGGAGAAAAGGACUUCAUUAUGAAGAUAAUGAAAACACAGGAUUUGGAAUGA